AUGGCCAUCCUUAAAGACCAAAUCGAAGUAGCAAUUCUCUUGGUUGAUUACGGUGCACCAUUAGGCCGUUGGGAUGAAUCUGAAUUAUCUCCUUUGGAAUAUGCCAUUAUUGGAAAUCAGGAAGAAAUGAUUUCACUUCUUCUAUCUCACAAUGCCUCGGUUAGCGAUACAAACCCCCAUGGCUUCACUCCACUUAUGAUAUCAAUCAUUUAUAACAACCCUUCUGCAGCAUCACUGCUACUUUGGUAUGGAGCUGACCCGGAUGCGCUGGUUACUGGCUAUAGAACAACAGGAGAACAGCUCGCAAUGGAUAUGGGGAGGGAGGAAAUUUCCCAAAUAAUUUUUUCGUGGAAAUACGAGAUCGAGCCUUCAAUGUUUGAAUAG
Messenger RNA from Rodentolepis nana, 384 nucleotides. The record is from the annotation of a GenBank genome assembly. NCBI's taxonomy places the organism in Eukaryota, Metazoa, Platyhelminthes, Cestoda, Cyclophyllidea, Hymenolepididae.